UGCUUUGAUAGUGAGAGCCCUCUGUCCGACAUGGCAGCGGCUCAAUCGCGGGCACCGGGCGAGGGGAUUUGACCGCCGUCCAAAGUCGAUCCUUUGCCCACCGCGGGCUUUCCGAAUGCGGCUGUCAGAUAUGGACUCUGAAGGCCUCGCCAGAGGGCACCUUCCCCAGACAACUGCAUCCUAUCAUGGCUGCAAGAGAGGGGGGAGGGUCACAUGUGCAUCUGCACCUCAAAGCGACGUGCAGGUGGCCUGUCCAUUCAUCAAUCAAAGAAUCGAGCAGGCCUGCAUGCUAUGAGGCACUCGUGCAUUCGCUCCAGCGCUGGCAGUGGUCAUCAGCGGCACCUGGGCUGCUGAAGGAGAUGAGUGCGUCGGUGGUGCAAAGUACGAACCCGCAAGUACCUGGCACCUGCAACAUGCCUCCGAACCUGACGUGCCUAGUUUGGGAAGGAACCUCGAGGGGUCAGCAAUAUGCCAGAUGGUUCUCCCAGCUCGAGGAUCGCAGACUUGUAAGUAUCUAUCGAUUGCCUUUCCUCAGGUCCGGUCUUUUGGAGGAACGUGCAGCUAGCUCUUCACUCAAACGACAGGACCUUGAGGAGCUGAUGAGCUACCGAGGAAAUACAUUCAGUACUUACUGUACUGUAUACGGUACAUACCCGAUCAGCUGCCGCUCGAGCUGCCGCUUGGAGCUUUGCCUACCAAUUUUUUUUUCUCCAAAAAGAGAGACAUUCGGCUUUUGUUCCGACGGCAACUGCUGCUUGCUGGCGCUUUCUCGCUUGGAGCGGAUCGGGCGCCUAGCUGUCUUAGGUGUGUGUUUGAGAGCGUCCGUUUGCUUGUCGCUCGUCGCUCGCCCAUGUGCAUUUUAUUUUAUUUUUCUCAUCUCUCUUUCCGUUGGCGAACGGGUCGAGUCCACACAUGCACACCUUACCUAAACAUCCAGCACACCACCACGACCCGAUCUGGCCGCGCACUACCACCUCGACAGUCACUUGAUCGGGCUGCAGCUGCAACCCUCACGGCUCAUCCU
Messenger RNA from Lasiosphaeria miniovina, 1024 nucleotides. RefSeq lists its product as uncharacterized. Bases 186 to 929 code for a protein of 247 amino acids. The transcript has 2 exons. The record is from RefSeq and is a predicted model, not a curated record. NCBI's taxonomy places the organism in Eukaryota, Fungi, Ascomycota, Sordariomycetes, Sordariales, Lasiosphaeriaceae.